Messenger RNA from Labeo rohita (rohu), 2620 nucleotides. RefSeq names its product WD repeat domain, phosphoinositide interacting 1 (gene wipi1). The coding region runs from base 276 to 1589 and encodes 437 amino acids. The record is from RefSeq and is a predicted model, not a curated record. Gene Ontology annotation, cellular component: extrinsic component of membrane; cytosol; phagophore assembly site membrane. NCBI's taxonomy places the organism in Eukaryota, Metazoa, Chordata, Actinopteri, Cypriniformes, Cyprinidae. The transcript is spliced from 12 exons. Gene Ontology annotation, biological process: protein lipidation; nucleophagy; autophagy of mitochondrion. Gene Ontology annotation, molecular function: phosphatidylinositol-3,5-bisphosphate binding; protein binding; phosphatidylinositol-3-phosphate binding.
GAUGUGACGCAACAACUAUCAGCUGGUUUUGUUUUGCUUCAUUCUCUGUGCUCCGCUUGAAGUCGUAAAUGUACAAGAAAACUUGCGAUUUAAUUCAUUAAUGUGAGGCGGAAGAACCGCGGAAGCUUUGGAGUGCAUUUGUCUUCCACUUAAUUAGGACCAUCCGGUUUUUCUUCAGUGGGUCUCCGCUUUGCCACUAUCUUUCCAAGAGGUCCAACCGAUCCCAGGCCUCCGAUCCAGGGCGGAGGGAGGGAAGGAGGUCGUUGGGAAUCGGGAUGGAGACCGGAGAGGGAGCCGACGGUCCUGGCGGGCCGGGGCUGUGCUGCGCCUCCUUCAACCAAGACUCCACGUCUUUGGCUGUGGGCACCAAAACUGGAUACAGGCUAUUCUCUGUGACCUCGGUGGACAAACUGGACUGCAUUCAUGAAAGCACAGAAACUCCAGACGUUUAUAUCGUGGAAAGGCUUUUCUCCAGCAGCCUGGUUGUGGUGGUGAGUCAGUCCAUGCCACGUCGCAUGAAUGUCUACCACUUCAAAAAGGGCACGGAGAUUUGCAACUACAGCUACUCGAACAACAUUCUUGCAGUGCGACUAAAUAGACAGAGGCUGGUUGUCUGUCUGGAGGAAUCCAUCUAUAUCCACAAUAUAAAAGACAUGAAACUCUUGAAGACGCUUCUCAACACACCAUCCAACCCAUCAGGUCUCUGUGCUCUCUCCAUCAACCAUUCCAACUCUUUCCUAGCAUAUCCAGGAAGUGACACCAUCGGAGAAAUUAUUGUCUAUGAUGCCAACAAUCUGAGUACUGUGACCAUGAUUCCCGCUCAUGACAGUCCACUGGCCGCCAUCACCUUCAGUGCUUCCGGCACCAAACUGGCCAGUGCUUCUGAAAGGGGCACAGUGAUUCGAGUCUUCUCCAUUCCAGAGGGACUGCGCUUGUUUGAGUUCCGACGGGGGAUGAAAAGGUAUGUCAACAUCAGCUCCCUUUCCUUCAGCCCGGAUGCUCAGUUCCUCUGUGCCUCAAGCAAUACAGAGACGGUGCACAUUUUCAAGCUUGAACAGCACAGCCCAAGUGGGGAGGAGGAAGCUCCCUCUUGGUCAGCAUAUGUAGGUAAGAUGUUCACAGCAGCCAGCAGCUACCUCCCAGCACAGGUGUCAGGCAUGAUGAGUCAAGACCGAGCCUUCGCCACCGUCCGGCUCCAGAUGGCAGGUCAGAAGAAUGUCUGUGCCCUGGCAACAAUCCAGAAGCUUCCACGUUUGCUUGUGGCCUCCUCUGAUGGGCAGCUAUUCAUCUAUAACAUUGAUCCUCAAGAUGGGGGGGAAUGCACUCUGGUGCAGCAGCACAGGUUGUUUGGAUCAGAUAAGGAGUGGGAGGAGACUGAGAAAUCAGAACUUACGGAGCCACCGCAAGCAUGCCAGUCCUAUGCUGCCACUGUGGCCAUCCCCACCUCUGGACCCGUUACAGCCACUCUCACAGGCUACUCAGAGGACGGGGGAGCUAAGAAGGGCGAGGUGAUUCCCGAGCAUGAGUUUGCAGCAGGCCCCGUGUGUCUGGACGAUGAGACGGAAUUUCCUCCCGUGAGCAUUCGCUAACCCUCCCCACGUCUAAGCGGCAGUGUUCAAUUCCAUUGUAUGGGCUUGUCUUGUCCCUCUGUCCACAAGCACUCAAACAUAGUGUGAUUUAUUAUCUUUAACCAAACCAACACCAGGCCUGUUCAGGUCUGAUGACAGAAAGCAGUUCUUAACAGGACCAAAUGUUGCUGUUGAAUCACAUCAGAAGAUGAAUAUGUUGUCUGUUACGCAACAUAAAUGACAAAUAUCACCCUAAACAUUACUCCUUUGAUAUAUACAGUAAUGAUGUAUAUAUUUCAGUGGUAUUAUUCUGUGUUUAGACUGAAAUAAUGCUUGCUUCAUGCAAGUUUAAGAUGAAUUCAGACAAAGUAGGACACUUAAAGCUUAAUCAUUAUUACUAAAAAUUAGCACAAAGUUCUUAUAACUAAUAUGUGAUGACACAAUACUAUUCAAAAGUUGUUUUUUUUUUUAAGAAAUUAAUAUUUUUAUUCAGCAAGGAUGCAUUAACUUGAUCAAAAGUAGCAGUAAAGACAUUUAUAAUGUUACAAAUUAUUUUUUAUUUCAAAUAAAUGCUGUUCUUUUGCAGCAUAUUAGAAUGAUUUCUAAAGGAUUGUGUGACACUAAAGACUGAAGUAAUUUUAAUUAUUUUAAUUAAUUUAAAUUUUUUAAUUAAUUUAAAAAGAUGUUCAAAUAUAAAACAGUUAUUUAAAAUUGCAAUAAUAUUUCAAAAUAUUACCAUUUUACUAUGUUUAAAAAAAUAAAUGAAAAAUGCAGCCUUGGUGAGAAUAAGAGAUUUCUUUCAAAAGCAUUAAAAAUCCAAUUGGAUUAUAUAACGAAAAAUCAUUAAAAAGUGUUCCACAUUAUCUGCAUUCAUCUUAGAUGCUGAAAUACAUUUCCUGACACUAAACCUGCUGUUGCUGUUGUAGUUCAAUAAUAUUUCUGGUCUUAUAUACAUGGACGUGAGCACAAGUUAUAUGACUAAUUUGUUUGUUUGUGCACAGACAGGACAAUGAUGAGAAUUCAUUAAAUCCACCCGAGUUAUUUGUCUUUUA